GUCACACCCCUCUGAGUGAAAGGGAAGAAGAUUGAAUGAACCCUCCUCCUCCUGCCUCUUGCAUGAGGGGUGAAAAAAGAAGCCGUGUGUGUGUGUAUGAAUGCGAGAGAGCUUCACUGUGAGUCACUGCUUUGUUGGAACAACAUCUUUGCAGCCUCACAGAAGAAAACUUUUGAAUAAGACCAAAUAGAAAUAGAAGAAUAAGCCAACAUGUCCAAACCAAAUUACUCUGGUACUUUUCAUAUGGUGGAACAGGACAAUAUGGAAGCCUACCUUGCUGCUUUAGACAUCAACUUCGCACUGAGGAAGAUCGUAUGCCUGCUGAAGCCCUCCAAAGAGAUCAGUCACGAUCCGACCUCGGGGUCCAUGAAGAUCCGCACCCUCACCACUUUCAAGAACUUUGACAUGGAUUUCAUCAUAGGACAAGAGUUUACAGAAGACCUGGGCCCUGUGGACGGACGGACGUGUCAAACCACAGUGAGCUGGGACCUGGACAAGCUGCUCUGCGUACAGAAAGGUGAGAAGGAGGGCCGAGGUUGGACGCACUGGCUGGAGGGCAACAAGCUGCAUUUGGAGAUGAGAGCUGAAGGCGUCGUUGCCAGGCAGGUCUUCAAGAAGGCCGAUUGAAGUGUCUUUUGAAAUGAAUAAGCUCAUUUGUAUAGGAAAUAGUCAUUUUAAUUACUAUUAUGAUAUGUUAGAAGGAAUGUUAAUGUUUGUGUGUUGUGGUACCCAUUAGAGUGACAGCAUGUGUAAUCAUUCCAUUUGGUUCAGAGGGAGAAAAACUCGCUGUCCAAAUACUUUUUGACCUAACUGGAUGUGCACAUUGCAUGAUUGUCUGUCUUGGCAAUGUCAUAAACGGU
Entelurus aequoreus (snake pipefish) is the source of this 860-nucleotide messenger RNA. It is a transcript of the gene rbp5, whose product is annotated as retinol binding protein 1a, cellular. The transcript has 4 exons. Bases 211 to 627 code for a protein of 138 amino acids. Gene Ontology annotation, molecular function: fatty acid binding. Gene Ontology annotation, cellular component: nucleus; cytosol. NCBI's taxonomy places the organism in Eukaryota, Metazoa, Chordata, Actinopteri, Syngnathiformes, Syngnathidae. The record is from RefSeq and is a predicted model, not a curated record. Gene Ontology annotation, biological process: fatty acid transport.